AUGGCGUUUGCGCAAGUUCCGUGUCUUCGGCGCUGCAAAGCUUCGCACAACGCGUUUAGUUUCGCGCGAUCUUGCGGUGGUGGAGGAUCACGCUUUUCGGAGGAAAGUGGACAUUGUGGAAAUGCGAGUAGAGAGGAGUGCAGCACGCAGAUUCACACCAUCCAUCUCAUGAUAACUCAGACGAAGGACCUGGUGAAGGACUCCGUCGGCAUGUCCACCUACGAGAGGACGAGCGACGCGCCUUAUCUGACCAUCAUGACGAGGAUCGUGGGGGUGUGCACCGCUAUUGUUGUGUGCGGCGUCGGCGUGGAUGUGGCGUACCAUCGACACGUCAUGGGGCUUUACGUUACGGCGGCGUCAGGUGUCAUCUUCUUCCUCGAAGUCACUUGGGCCAUCACGUUGUUUGUACAGGUGUGCGUCAGGAGCGAGGAUUCUCUUUGUUCGCAUUGCUGGCUGAGCGUCCUGGCGACGACCCGAGGAUGGCGGCGGGCGUUGUUCUACUUGCCGUUGUCCUGUGUUCUGGCGUGGCGACCUAACCGGCUCUGGCUGUCCUACGUCGCGGCCGGCAUGUUGGCGGUGCUGUCCUUGUUGCAUAUUGCAUCGAGCGCGCUCGGACGGCGAGGUCCUUGCCAAUCGAAUGGGGCCGAUUCGGUCGGCGAGAGCCUCUUGAACUCCAGGCAGGAGAAUUACGAUCGCUUUGAGGAGGUUCUAGUGACGGAGGUGCUCGACGACGGCGUAUCAGCACCAGGACGCUGUCCCGGGGACAGUGACGGCGAGAUAUGACACGAGCGACGGCCCUCUUGGGCCAGCGAAUCCGACGAGGACAGCGAACUGGAACAAAGGACCUGUCAGAUCGCCACGCUGUCUUAGUCAUCGGCGACGAGCCGGAGGAAUUUCCCUCCCCCGAUUCAAUCUGGUCCUGCAAGGAGGGUGUCAAUAACGCGUCGAUGAUUCCGCUUGCGGCGAGGAUAAGCGUGAGGAGUAUACGAGGCCGGGUGAGAUGACGUCUCACGAAAAUGCGGGCGGAUUAAAGGAACGGGAAUUCAUCGUGCGAGAGAUCCACGAGGCUAAAAACGGAUAAAGAGAAACGAUAAUCAGAGGGACUAUAAAAAACGACGAUGUGACGAUAAGACGAUAAUUAACGCGCGCGCGCACUCAGCUCGUGCGAGAGAGCGAAUUGGCGCGUGAAUAUUUUUCUUAGAUAGAAGUCUGUCGGUUAAACGGAUGAUUUUUUUAUGUCAUCAAUAUAUUUCGGAACCAUACACAGGUACAAAUGUAUAAUAAUACUCAUGUAAUUGCAUGAUGUACAAAACAACCACAAAACAUGGUUUGUGUGUAUGUCAAUAAACUAUUAUACAUUCAUGUUAAAA
This is a messenger RNA of Odontomachus brunneus, 1370 nucleotides long. RefSeq lists its product as uncharacterized. NCBI's taxonomy places the organism in Eukaryota, Metazoa, Arthropoda, Insecta, Hymenoptera, Formicidae. The record is from RefSeq and is a predicted model, not a curated record.